AUGAUUGCUUCCAUGGGUAUUGGGACCAUCAUGACCAUAACUGCCACCACCAUCACCAAUACCACCCCACCAUCGCCAGCGCCGAAGCCUUCAUCACCAACACUAGACAAUACCACCACGACUACCUUCGCCAGCAACUUCUUCGCAAUCAUGAUCAUCUUUAAACCGAGAAGGAUACCAAUGUCGCCAAACAUGGAUUCUCAUCGAGCACGAGGGUUUAUCAAUGUCUGGGCGAUGGAAGGAAGGGCGAGAAUUCUGCUUCAAGUCUUAUCUAUAGCUGUGUUCUGCAUAUCGAUCAGCCGAUCUCAAAUAGAAAAUACUUCAUCGCCAGCUCAGUGCCACUUCGAAGGGAAAGAUUAUCAAGAGGGAGCUAGAUACAAAUCACAGGUCGAUCCUUGUAUCAGAUGUAGAUGUAAGGAUGGAGAAUCUGAAUGUUCUUUAAAGGCUAGGAGUGCAUGUAAACCGGUGACAUGUGAGAAUCCCAUUAUCAGCCCAGGAAAAUGCUGCCCAAGAUGUCCAGGACCAAACUCAAGGCACAAAGCAAAUCCAACUCCUCCACCGACACCAGGGGAAGGAGAAGGAAUGACCACUGUAUCUUCUUCUGGCUCUAGCAUCUUGAUAAUGAGAUUACCACCACCACCAAUUAUACCACCUCCUCCCCCUUCCGGAGUCCUUGGUUUUGAUUUUCAUAACGACACAUUCAUUCCAACAACCAUGAUGCCUCCAGCCCCACCAUCACCACCACCGCCACCUCCACCGACAGAUCCAGAUACGACGACGACUACCAUGCCGACUACCACAGAUGAUGGCGUGUGUACCAUGUCAUGCGUGGGAAGUGGGAGGUUCCCUGAUCUGAGAAAGCCCUGUCGGGUUCUGUUCCAUUUAUUAUCUCAUAAUAAGAAUAUCCGGCUCAAUUACACAAAUUAA
Molecule: messenger RNA, 927 nt
Organism: Lytechinus pictus (painted urchin)
Lineage: Eukaryota; Metazoa; Echinodermata; Echinoidea; Temnopleuroida; Toxopneustidae
Product: kielin/chordin-like protein
Exons: 7
Coding region: 1-927 (308 amino acids)
Biological process (GO): negative regulation of BMP signaling pathway
Cellular component (GO): AMPA glutamate receptor complex
Molecular function (GO): protein binding
Source: RefSeq, a predicted model, not a curated record